UUUAAUAUUUUAGAUAAACUAUGGAAUUUAACAUAUUAGAUCAAUUUGACAUUAAUUUGUUUGAAGCUUCAUCUGAUUCCUCCUCUGAUGAAGAAGAUGAUAUUCAUAUAAUACGUGAAAAACGAUAUGUGCGAGAUGCAAUUGAUCCGUUUACUGCUUAUCGUGAACAUGAAUUUCACAUAAGAUAUAGAUUUUCAAAAGAGUGUGUUAUGUAUGGAUUAUUACCUCUGAUCAGAGAUGGUUUAACAAAGCCUGAUAUGCGAGGUCUUCCUAUUGAACCAGUUAUUCAAUUGCUUAUUUGUUUAAGAUUUUAUGCUACCAGCAGUUUUCAAAAAGUGAAUGGCGAUCUCAUGAAAUUACCGCAACCAACAAUUAGCAGAAUUAUAUUUCGAGUAACUGCUAUAUUAGCAUCUUAUCUAAAUACUUAUGUCAAAUUUAUAACAAACCCAGCAGCUAUACAAGAAAAUCGAAGACUGUUUAAAGAAUUAGGAUAUGGACAUGGAGCUAUUGGACUUCCUUGUAUUGACGCAGCAAUAGAUUGCACUCAUAUAAGAUUAUUACAUAAUAACUUUGGAGGAGUAGGCGAGAUCUAUAGAAAUAGGAAGGGAUAUUUUUCCUUAAAUGUCCAGUCUCGAGUUUUUAUACGGUAUCAACAACGUGAAUUGACAGGAAUGAUGGUUGGAGAUUCUGGGUAUCCUGCUCUCACAUUUCUUUUAACGCCAUUUAGAAAUCUACAAAACGAGGAAGAACAGAGAUAUAAUGAAAUUCAAUCAAGAACACGAAUGGUCGUUGAAAGAACAUUUGGAGUAUGGAAGAGACGGUUUCCUUGUUUAUCAAGAGGAUUAUCUUUAAAACUUGUAACCUGUAUUGGAGUCGUAUCAGCUUGUGCAGUUUUACAUAAUUUAUCAUUAUAUUAUAAAGAUGUUCUUCCAGAGGAACCAGAGCCUAAUGCAAUAAUUGAAAAUAAUGAGGAACUCUAUUACAAUGAACCUCAUUGGCAGCCUGGAGAUGGUUAUAUUAUUAGGCAAAACGUAGUUCGAGAAUUAUUUCACUGAUUCUAUUAUAAUGAUUUAAAGUUUUAAAAUAAUAAAUAUAUGUAAACAAGCAAUUGAAUAUAACUGGUUUAUCA
Solenopsis invicta (red fire ant) is the source of this 1129-nucleotide messenger RNA. RefSeq names its product putative nuclease HARBI1. The transcript is spliced from 4 exons. Lineage: Eukaryota; Metazoa; Arthropoda; Insecta; Hymenoptera; Formicidae. The record is from RefSeq and is a predicted model, not a curated record. Bases 21 to 1055 code for a protein of 344 amino acids.